AUGGCUACGUCUACAUACAAACUUUUUUACUUAAAUAUUCGUGCUCGAGCUGAAGUUUCACGUUUAAUAUUUGCAGCUGCUGGUCAAAAAUUUGAAGAUGUUCGUAUUGAACGCAACGAUUGGCUAUCCAAUAAAAAUAAAAUGCCUCUAGGGCAAGUACCUGUUCUGGAAUAUAAUGGAACGAAAUUACCACAAUCAAUAUCAAUUGCACGUUUUCUCGCUAAACAAUUUCAAUUAGCUGGUAGAGACAAUUUCGACCAAGCAAAAGUCGAUGCUGUGAUUGAUACAAUGAAUGACGCAAUGUUAAAAUUUAUGCCACUUCGUCGAGAAUCAAAUGAAACGAAACGAAAAGAAAUCCUAGAACCAUUCUUUACUACUCAACUGCCUAGACAUCUACAAAAUCUUGAAAUUCUGGGUAAAUUAUAUGGUGAUGGUGGUCAAUUUUUUGUCAGUAAGAAUUUAACGUGGGCAGAUUUGUAUUUUUAUGAUAUGAUGGAGACUAUGCUGUAUUCAAAUGAAACUUGCUUAAAUAAUUUUUCUUGGUUAAAACAAAAUCGUACUGAAGUCGAAAAGCAACCAAGAAUUGCAGAAUAUCUUAGACAACGACCAAAAUCAACAUUUUAA
This is a messenger RNA of Rotaria socialis, 624 nucleotides long. The record is from the annotation of a GenBank genome assembly. NCBI's taxonomy places the organism in Eukaryota, Metazoa, Rotifera, Eurotatoria, Philodinida, Philodinidae.